UGUGGCAUGGAACAUAAGAAAUUAUCGAUACGUCGGAGACAUAUCACCGAGCACAUGAGCUCAGAGAAUGAACACGAUGAUCCGAUAGAUUCUGAGGCUAUCUCCACCGAUCCUCCUCCCCCAGCCAAUGAUACUUGCGACACAGCGGGAUCAGUGCGCGAUGACGACGCUGAUCAUGGUGCCUUUGUUAAUGCAGCUGCGGAGGAGGCCAGAGCUUCGCCUGCGAAGAGAUCAACCGGUGGUUUUGCCGAUGAAGACGAUCUCUUUGAUCUGUAAGUACCUUUUUCCUAGAAUUCAUAUUUUGCUUUCAUCAUUCGCAUUUCUUUCAUAACUCUUGCCAACCAUUCCCUUUCGUAGUGACGAAGGUUUCAUCGAGCCUCCGUCUAAGAAAGCCAAGUCCGGUGCCGUUCUGCCGGAUGUCGCGGCUUCUGAGGCUUCGGCUCCUGCUACAGCCCCCGCAGCCCAAGUAUCGACUGCUUCCUCCCUUUCUAGGGGGAAGGAUAUUCCUUCGGCUGUCGUCGCCACGACUCCUCCUUCAGGAAAACCUGUAAGUCUUUCUCGAUCAUAAUGCAAACUUUCCUGAAUGUGCCUUGAUUAAUGAUUCUUCGUCAAACGUCUAUUUUCACCUUUCCUUAAUGCGAGCCGUUAUAUCUUCUUUGGAGGCCUUCGCCUCCCAAUUUACUUCGCUGGAAGCGGACAAGCUUCAGCUGCAAAAGGAAGUUAAAUCUUCUUCCUCAAAGUUGGAAGGUGCAAUCAAAAUAGCCGCCGAAGCUCGCCAAGAAGUAGACUCCUUGAAGGAGGAGCUCGGUAGGCUAAAGGAAAAACUGAAGGAGGAGGAAGCGUCUAGGCUGGUCGCCGAAGCUUGGGCGGCCGAAAAAGAUGAUCUUCUUCGCCAGUCUUCCUUGGCUUUGCUUGGGGCCGCUGACAUCCCUGCCGAUGCCUUGGAUAAAUUUCCAAACAACUCUCCGGCAAAUGGUGUGUCAAUGACUCUUGCCUCACACAAACUUACACGGGAGCUCCUUGAGAAGAGCAAAGGUGCCAUGGCACGGUUGCACUCGAUGAUCUUCCCCAAGAUUAGUCAAGACAAGACUCUGGGGCAGCUGAUCGAUGCUUUCGCAGUCGACACCAAGGAGGUUAUCGAGGUAUUCAAACGUACUUCACGUACCUAUGGUGCCCUCCUAGCCUUCCAACUUAUGAUGGGUCAUGGCUUCAAGGCCGAUAUCGAAGAGAUGUCUAGAGAGCUGCCGAAAAAGCAAGAUGGGUAGUUCGUCGAUUUAGGCAUCUUCAAAACGUCAGCUCUUAAGUGUGCACGCCAGCUCCUUGAGCUGGUUUCAUCAAAGAAAACAUCGGCUGGCCCAAGCUUAUCGACCCAGACCCAAGCCCCUUGAUUAUUGUAACAAACUUCUUUUUAAAUUGUUGUGAAACAAUGUUCUGUUGCAAAACUUGUGGUUGUAAUAAAUUCCAUGCUAGCAAUGUUGCUUGUACACUCUUGUUAUGACAUUUUUCUUGCACUCUCCCGAUGGGAGUAACUUCCAA
Lolium perenne is the source of this 1536-nucleotide messenger RNA. NCBI's taxonomy places the organism in Eukaryota, Viridiplantae, Streptophyta, Magnoliopsida, Poales, Poaceae. The record is from RefSeq and is a predicted model, not a curated record.